AUGGCUGAGGAUGAUUAUUAUACUGUCGUUUUCCAUCAUGGGGGCGUGCUUGUGUCUGAACCCCAUAUGGAGUACAUUGGGGGCGUGGUUGAUUCAUGGGCCAAUGUGGACAUUGAUCGUAUAUUAAUUCCAUUUGUUGAGUGGAGGUUUGAAGAGCUUUAUGGGGACAAUGCAAAAUACAAGACAGUUUAUUGGUUGGAUCCUGGUUUAGAAGUAAAGGAUGGGCUAAGACCUCUGGAAAAUGACACGGACGUUAGAAUGCUUUACUCUAUUGUUCAUGAAAAAGCUCAAAACAAAGAAAUACAUUUCUAUUUUGAGCAUGAGGAUGAAGUGGAAGUUAUUGAUGGAGACAGUGAAGAUGAUGACUGUGGAGACAGUGAAGAUGAUGUUUAUAAACCAAGACAUGAAGAUGAGGGUGGAGACAGUGAAGAUAAUGAGGAUGAUGCAGAUGAUGAGGAUCAUGAAGAUGAUGAGGACGAAAUUGUUGUAGAUAUUGGAAGUGGCACCGUAGGAUGUUCUGGUAAUCCAAUGCCAAAGUCAAAGAAGCCAAAGAAACAAAAGUGGAGGGCAUGUAAUGGUAGGCCUAGGUAUCCAAAUAUUGAGGAUGUUCAGAGGCCCCAUGAGGCAAGAAAUACAGUUGAUGAUGCUGAUGAUGAAGGGGGUUACCAUUCUGAUCAGAUGGGAAGCAUUAGAGGGGACAGUGAUGAUGAAGGACGAUAUGAGAUUAAGCCUCCACAGUUCAAUGAAGCGGCACCAUUUGGACAGGUCGAUUUGCAGUUAUACAUGCUUUUCCCAACAUUGAAAAUGCUUAAGCAAGCUGUGAAGGACUACACAAUAGCAUUGGGGAGGCCAGUGAAACAAGUGAAGGCUGACAAAGGGAGAUGCAAGUAUACAUGUGAACAAGGUUGUGACUGGAACAUAUUUUGUUCUUGGGCAGAAGUUCAUGGGAGUUAUCAGAUCAAGACUUUCAAUCCCACUCAUACAUGUAGCAGGAAGUUGAAAAACCAUCAAGCUACUAGUAAAUGGGUUGCAGACAAGCUUGUUGAAUUCAUGAGGCAAGUUCCUGACAUGACUGCUGUUGAUGCCUUUAAGUACAUGGCUAGCACAUUCCAAGUUCGAUUGGCUGACAUGAAGAUUUACAGAGCUAUGCGCAUUGCUAGGGAAGUUGUUGAAGGUUCUGAGAAGGAUCAAUAUGAAAUAUUGAUGGAUUAUUGUAUGGAACUUUUGACAAGCAAUGCUGGCUCAACUGUAGGGAUACAUGUUGAGAGACCAGACCUAUCUUUUCCAGCGAUGUUUGAUAGACUAUAUUGUUGCUUUGAUGCAUGUAAAAAAGGAGUACUGUCUGGUUGCUGCCCGCUUAUAGGUUUAGAUGGGUGUUUCCUUAAAGGUUACUAUGGAGGCACUCUGUUAGUAGCAGUCAGUCAAGAUGGAAAUCAUUCUUUUUAUGUCAUUGCAUAUGUCAUUGCAUAUGCCAUUAUUGGCCAAGAGACCAAGGACACAUGGAGUUGGUUCCUUACUCGACUAUUCGAAGAUAUAGGACAUCCAAAAGAUGUGGGCUGUGAAUUUAUUUCAGACAUGCAAAAGGGUUUGCUACCUGCUAUGGAAGAGCUAGCUCCAGGAACAAAGCAUAGGUUCUGUUUGAGACAUUUAGAGGUCAAUAUUUGGAAUUAUUGGAGAAUUGCAGAGUUGAGAAACCUGUUGUGGGACUGUGCUCGAUGCCUGACAAUGCUAGAAUUUGAAAAGAAGUUUUUGGAACUGAAGGAGCUGAGUAUGCUUGCAUGGACAUACCUUAAUAAUUUACAGCAUCACAACUGGACAAGAGUUGCAUUCAGUACUACAAGCAAGAAUUGUGCUUUGACCAACAACAUGUCAAAGCAAUUCAAUGCAGCUAUAGUGAAAAUGAGAGGCAAACCCAUCAUUUCAAUGUUGGAAGAAAUAAGGGUAUAUCUGAUGAACAAGAUGAACAAAAUCAGGAAGCAGUUGACACAAUAUAGGGGUCCAAUUACUCCUGCUGCACAGACCAAGCUUGAGGUUGCCAAGUAA
Punica granatum (pomegranate) is the source of this 2043-nucleotide messenger RNA. Lineage: Eukaryota; Viridiplantae; Streptophyta; Magnoliopsida; Myrtales; Lythraceae. The record is from RefSeq and is a predicted model, not a curated record.